AUGCUCGCAUAUGGUGAGGCUCGGGUCGAAAUCCUGAUGCGAAGCGAGAGCCACCAGGAUCAAGCCCUGCUCGGUAAACUUUUGGAAUUCUGGUCGACAUACAUCGAGACAUUGACGGACGAGGUUUUCUCUAACGCGGAAGGCGCCAUUCCUUGGGCAUCGACUGCCACGUCUUUCGUGCUGGAAGCUGUUUCAAACGCGUGGCAGCGGAUCAUAUAUCCUGAUGCCACUGAGCUGAGCCAAUGGGACAACAGCGACCGCAUUGGGUUCAUAGACGUUCGAAAGGAUGUUGCUGAUCUCCUACAAUCUACCUACGCCCUGACUGGGUCGCGAUUGUUGGUCACCUUUGCUGACCUUCUCAUUUCUGCGGUCUCGGCUGAGGACUGGGCACGUUUGGAGGCUGCAGCAUUCUGUCUCGGAUCCCUAGCGGAUUGUGCUAAGGAAGAACUGCAAAGUGACGAAGCUCUGAGUUCUGUCUUCUCCUCACCAUUGUUCAACACGCUUCGUGGCGGCCACGCCCUACUGCCCCCGCGUGUUCGUCAAACAUGUGUUGGCCUGAUUGAGAAGUAUACCGAGUUCUUCGAGCGCCACACCGAACUUCUACCGCCAGCAUUGAACCUUUUAUUUAGCUUGGUCGGCGAUACGAUGCUUUCGCAGCCCGUUUCAAGGUCUAUACUUCGGCUCUGCUCGUCGUGCCGACAUCAUCUUCACUCCGAGACGGGUGCGUUCCUUGAAGAAUAUCAGCGCAUGAACGCAAGCCAGACAAUGGAGUGCGAGGUUGCAGAGAAGGUUCUCGGGGGCAUCGCGUCCGUUGCCCAAGCCUUGGAAAUCGAGUCUGAACGCCUUCAAGCUCUCCGCAAAAUCGUUGGGUUCGUUGAGAUCGACCUACAGACCUGCCAGACGCUGAUUGCGUCGUCAAAUGCCGCGGGUCGCCUCACCUGUCCGCCAGAGUCCCGAUGCCUCGACGAGUCUUGCGGUGAAUCUCCAGCUCUGCAUAUUGGUAUCAGAGUUCUCAGGUGUCUCUCUUCUGUGGCCAAGGCUUUCCAGAUUCCGGCUGAAAUGCCAGUAGAGAUCGAUGCUCACUCCAGACUUGAGCAGGAGAAGAGUCCUCAACUCGCAAACCUCCAGAGGCACAUUUUCGACAUAAUCGUUCAGCCGCAAAGGGCUUUCCCGCUGAGUGUUGAGGUUGUUGACAACAUCUGCAGCAUUCUUCGAAGUGGUUUCUCGGAAACCGAGCACGGCCCCUUUGUCUUCCCACCAAGACAAAUUGCAGAAUACCUGUUUUCGCACACUACACACUCGCCCCGAAUAGGCGCGCUUGUCAAGACGGCUUGCUCUUUUACGAGUUCUUUGAAGCAGUAUGGCGAAGGCUCUAUGCGAGACAAUUUGCUCGCGGAUUUGUUCACCUGGGCCAUCGGGCUGCUCCGUGGCCUGCCAGGUCCAGAAACCGACCCGGAAUUAUCGCACAAUGCAAUCGACUUUAUCACGCGGGUGUUGAGCGAAGCCCCUCAAGUCUUACUCGACGCUCAUCCGCUUGAUCCGUCUGAGUUCUUCUUCCUCUUCACUCUGCAGGCUCUAGAUGGGAAAGAACCACUUCCGAAGAUGGCAUCGGCCGGAUUUUGGGCACAUUUCCUGCAGCUAGCGGGCAACCCUCCCCCAGUUCAGCACCGGGUCAUCGAACUAAUGAAAACACUUGGUCCACUGGUCAGCGAGAGUUUGAUGAGGAACUUUGGCGGCAACGCUUCGCGGAGCGAGCUAGACAAGCUAAGCGAGCCGCUCAAGAAGCUCAUUACUUGGUAUCCGGCCGCGCCAGGCUGGCUCGAGUCAGCCCUGGAGCAGGUGUCCUUCCCCGGCUCUCGGCUCAAUCCACGUGAGAAAACCAUAUUUGUCAAGAAACUCGUGAGCACUCCGCCUGGCUUUAACUGCUCCAUCAGCUUCUACCUUAUCCAGAAAAUCACGGCGCGAGCCUAG
Emericellopsis cladophorae is the source of this 1971-nucleotide messenger RNA. RefSeq names its product Importin beta-like protein. Gene Ontology annotation, cellular component: nuclear membrane; cytoplasm. NCBI's taxonomy places the organism in Eukaryota, Fungi, Ascomycota, Sordariomycetes, Hypocreales, Bionectriaceae. The coding region runs from base 1 to 1971 and encodes 656 amino acids. Gene Ontology annotation, biological process: protein import into nucleus. The transcript is spliced from 5 exons. The record is from RefSeq and is a predicted model, not a curated record.